Molecule: messenger RNA, 3170 nt
Organism: Osmia lignaria (orchard mason bee)
Lineage: Eukaryota; Metazoa; Arthropoda; Insecta; Hymenoptera; Megachilidae
Gene: pink
Product: WD40 repeat domain-containing protein pink
Biological process (GO): developmental pigmentation
Cellular component (GO): cytoplasm
Molecular function (GO): protein binding
Source: RefSeq, a predicted model, not a curated record
AUGUUCAAUGGUUUAAUAAAUAUAGGUGUUGUAAUGAAAUACAAUUUUCCGUCGUUAUAUGUCAAACUUUCUGAUACUUUAUUAAAAUAAAUCAUUACCCGUGCGUAACAAUCAUCAUUGUCUCUGAAAAUACGCACAGAAUUUUCACGGACUAUGCAGGAAUUUCCGUGUGUCUUAUCUGAAUACGAGGAAAUAAAUCCUCUUCUUUAUAAGCCUAUCACCUCGACUCAACGAAUCAAGUAUACAUGUUUCAACACAUCACCCAAUUAUAUCAUAUUGGGCUCAACCAGUGGCAGUAUUUACCUGUUUUUAAGGAAACCAUGCACAUUUGUACAGUUGAUACCUUUAUCGGAAGGAUCAGUUUCUCAUGUUCUCAUAUCACCUGAUGAAAAAACAAUUGCUUUGACAACAACUCGUGGGACAGUUUGUCUGGUAGCUUUGAAGCCAGCACCAAAAUUAUUAGCCAUAUCAACAGAACAUAUUCAAGAACAAAUUAAUUGCCUGUGUUGGAAUGAUAAUAGUUCUGAAAUAUAUAUCGGAGAUGGCAAUGGUAAAGUUUCUGUGAUGGUGAUGUCCAUUUUUAUGAUGCAUACACUUCAGGUUAAUGGAAUGUUUCAAUCACCAGCUUGUAUAUUGAUGAACCUGGAUUCUGCUGUUGUGCAGCUUAACUUUUGUUCACCUUUACUGUUAGUGUCAACACUGACACGCUGUUACAUAUGUGAUACAGUACAAGAACAAUAUAAGCAAGUAGGAAAUAAGACAAGAAAUGGAGAGUUUGGUGCUUGCUUUUAUAAAACAUACCUUACUGAUAAAAGUACCUUAGUUACCCCAAAGGAAGAAAGAUUAGUAAAUAGGAAAGGUUCUUUUAAUUUUAUUCCCGAGGGUAACAGUAACAUAGAAGAAGGAAAUUUUCCUCAAAUUUUUUGUGCUCGACCAAGUUCUAGGCUUUGGGAAGUAUCUGCAAAUGGAACUGUUAUGAAAACUCAUCAGUUUAAAGAAGCACUAGCUACUCCACCAGUAACAAUAUGCCGGCCAAACAUGAGAAAAUCCAUGUACCAGAAACCAACAGAACAAGCCUGGAUGCCACAAUCCAUUAAUUUUUCUCAUUUAUUCACCAUUGCAGAAAAAUAUUUAUUUUCAUAUACUUCUACUGGUAUAUAUAUAAUCGAUCCUAUAACUGCAACUGUAAUCUUAUGGAGCAAUGAAUUUUCAAACAUAAGCGUUGCAGAAACAGUAGAAAACGAAAUAUAUUUGAUGACUUUUGAUGGAAACUUUCAUUGUUUAAUUUUGUCUGUCUUAGAUGCUUUGAUACUAUGGUUGUAUAAUAGAAAAAGGUAUCACGAAUGUUUAGAGGUAUGCCUUCUAUAUAAAACACAAUUAAAACAAUUAAUAAAUAGCACAGAGAUUAAUGCUAUUUGUAAUAUAGAGAACAAACUACAGAUACUUAGAGAUGAUGAAUUGUCAACGUUACUACAUCCAUUGAUAAUUUUACUAGAAUCUAAUUCCAAAACAAGUCCAAAGAAAUUGGAUUCAGGCAUCGUAGUCGUUAAUUGUGGAAAUUCAAACUUGAAAGAGGAGGAAAGUUUCAGGCAUAAUUCUUUACCUUAUUGUCUUUCACAAAACAAUGAAAGUCCUUGUGAAACUGAAUUAUCAGAGGGAAAAGAAACGUUAACUAAUUUACUGGAAGAUUCUACCAAUGAAGUAACAAAAAUUAAAGAUGCAAAUUACAAUACAGAGAAUGUACAAAAGAGUAACAAUGAGGAAAGAGCAAAAAUUAAUGAGGAAUUAUACUCAAAUAAAACUAUAACACAAAGGAUACAAGCAGAUUUAGAAAGUAUAUAUGCGUUAAUUGAUAAUAUUAAACCUUCUAUGGAUGAAGAACAGUUAGAGAAAAUAAUUUUGGAAAUAGAUUGGAAAAUGAACGUUCUCAAAGAUUCAUAUGAAAUUUUGACUGAAUUAAAAGGUUUCGUUUAUGAAGUAUUAAGAAGUGUAGAAUUAUAUUAUUUCAAUGCUCUAUUAGAAAACAUUUCAGUACAACUAAUACAGCCAAGUGAUAAUGAAACUAUUAUAAAACAGAUAAUGAAAGCUUUUAUUAAUAUAAAUGCACAAAACUAUAAAAAGUGUACCUGUGGUAGUCCAUGCCCAACAGAUGAGUUAGUUGAACCAAAGUUCCUGGGGAUUGGUAGAUACCUUCUUAAAAAGAUUAUAGAUGAAAAUAAAGAACAGUGUAUAAUAUUAUGUAACAAAGUACCUUAUAUGUGGCGAGAAUAUUUACCAAUCUAUGUGAACCAGCACGGUGUACUGAUGAAUGAUUUACUACGUCAGUGCCUUCAGAUUAAAGAUAAUAAUUUACUUUCCACCCUUUUACCAUUAUUAGAUGGAAAACACUGGAAUCUUGUAGCAACAUAUGCAAAGGAAAUGCAGGAAGGGCAAUGCUUAUUUUGUGGUAAAUCUAUAAGAAAAGGAAACAAUGAAAUAUUAAUAAACUGGACUGCUGUGAUACAUGAAAUUAUGAAGAAACAGGGACCUGAUGUUGCCAUGACACUAUUAAUAAAGUUGGAAAAAGCCAUCCCAAAUAUUUCUGUCGAUAAAAGUAUAUUUCAAUCGCUAAUAUUUACAAAAAUCUUAUAUCACCAUGGAAUGAAACAUGCUAUCAAUUUUAAUAAAAAUACUUUAGAAUCAUCUGAAUAUAAUACAAUAUGUUCCACAAAGAUACGAGAUCAGUUAGUAGAAGUUAUUGAAAAAGAUUUAAGUAAACCAGUUAAUAAGAAUAUAUUUGGAAAUGGUGCUCAUCACUGGGGAAUGCAUUAUCAAAAUAAAUUACAUACAUGUCCUUGCUGCACCUUAUCUCUUCAAACGCCGGUUCUGUUAGGUAACAAUGGGAUCGCAAUAUUUGAUUGCGGCCACUCUUAUCACGUAAAUUGUAUGAUAGAAAAGAAACUUACAGCCUGUAAUUUGCAUUCUUGAGUAAACAUGCAUCAGAAACAGUAAAUCUCGUAAAAGAUAUUAACGUACAAGUGCAGUUCUUUAUAUAAAUUUCUGAAGAGGAAUUGCGCCUUGCUCAUCUAGUCUCUAUAAAUUGUUCGUACGUGUAUAUGUAAAUUUAUUGUCUUUAUACAAAUUGUUAUCACAGACUUCACGAUUUAACACAAAUAAAUAUUUAUGCUUCA